AUAGAAGUACAUUUGAUAAUGGAAGUAAUAAUGCUCGAGCAGGUAUAGGAGUAUUUUGGAAAAAAAAUGAUUCAAAAAAUCUGAGUGAACGUCUCCCAGGAAGUGAACAGACAAAUAACCAUUUAUUUGUUAAAAUGAAAAGAUUAAUAGAAAAUCGUAUUGGAACUAUAAAAUUUAUUCAUAUACGUGGACAUCAAGGAAAUUAUGAUAAUGAACAAGUAGAUAGAUUAGCAAAACAAGGAUUAUUGAAAGAAUUUGUAAAAGAAGUUGAA
This is a messenger RNA of Scutellospora calospora, 272 nucleotides long. The record is from the annotation of a GenBank genome assembly. Lineage: Eukaryota; Fungi; Glomeromycota; Glomeromycetes; Diversisporales; Gigasporaceae.